AUGAAUUUGAUUAAGUACGUGGCUGUAAUAAAAGACAAAUCAAUUGAUCCUAUUAUAGAAAUAGAUCUUGAUGAUAAGAGAUAUGAAGACCAACUGAGAAGACUUCUACCUCAUAUUUUGGAAGGCUCAAUACACUCUUAUUCAUGAAAGGCUAGCAUUAUUAUCCAUUACAUAAACCAGGGUGGGUUUACAUAUAUAUGCAUCACUGAUCCAAAUUACCCUAAAAUUGGAGCCUUCUUAUUUCUAUAUGAAUUGAUUGAAAAGUUUCAGUCAGAUUACGAUGAGGAAGACGCAAGUGAGGUUGGAAAGCAGCUAAAUGAAGAAUUCACUAACUGCCUUCUUCUUUGAACGAACAAAACCAUAUAUUGGGAUUUUUUAAAUUUCGCAAAAAGAAAUUUUACUAUUAAACUUAUAUUUCGCUCAUGGAGGGCAGUAAAGAACUUUAUGAAAUUGUGCAGAAAAUUGACCAAAACCCUAAUAGUGACCUUUCCAAGAUCCCAGAUGGAAGCGCUGACAAAGUUAUUGGGCUGCUGGUUGAAGAUAUAAGCGAAGUCAUAGAAGAAAGCCAUGAAAAAACUCAUAAAGCUAAUGAAACUGUUGAGGAAGCAGCAAAACUCCUAGCUCAGCCACCUCGAAAGCAAAGAUGAAAGCUCCGAAAAAAUGUGAAAUCAACAAUUUUAGCUUCCACGAUGAUUGUUUUGAAUAUUUAUUUUUUCUCUGCUUUAAUCUGUGUGAUAAUAAUAAAAUGAGCACUCAUCAAAUCUAUUGUGCUCAAUAACACUUCCUCCUCCAUGAUAUUUAUUAUUAUAGUGUUCAGUUUUCAACUUGGACAUUUAUCUGCAAUGCCAAUGGAAUUACCGCAUAGGAUAAUUAGGUGGCCCAAGGAGAAAGAGACAUAUGGGUUUUACUGCCUGACUCAUUUGAGAAAGUGAAAAUUUGGUGUAACACGCCUAGAUUAAGGCUCGGACCAGCCAAACGUGAUUCACAAGUCCUUCAGCCCACAGGUGGAACUUUUAAGGAUGCCUAUUAGACAAGAUGACUGUUGAUCUAGCCAAUUUGGGAUUUAAAAGGGUGGACUUCUGUUUAAAACAUCCUACUAAAGAAAUUAAGCAUGUUAAAAUUUAAAUAGCAAUUAAGUAAGCUUUAAUCUGCGGAGGUUUUAGUUUUAAACAUUGUUUUAAAUAA
Messenger RNA from Blepharisma stoltei, 1185 nucleotides. The record is from the annotation of a GenBank genome assembly. Lineage: Eukaryota; Ciliophora; Heterotrichea; Heterotrichida; Blepharismidae.